UAGACCUGCCUCAGGACGUCAAUGGCUUGCAGUUGUUGUUCAUGUUACUUGUGUAAAAGUUGUAAUAUAAUAAAGAAGUGCUUCGAACGUCACGGAAUUCAUACGCCCCGUAAUUCGCAAUCAGAAUUUUAUCACGAUGGCUGAAAAUCGGGACGCGAUAUUGGCUGACUUUCAGGCCUGCACUGGAAUCGAUGAUAUUGGAGAUGCUAUUGUAUAUUUGGAGCAAACAAAUUGGGAUUUAUUAGCUGCGGUGAACAAAGCCAUGCCACAGGAUACUCAACAACUACCUUCUGAAAUCGGCCCAGAUAUAGAAAUGUUAGAGGAAGUUAAAACGACGCCACGUUCAUCUUCAUCCAUAUUACAAACAUCUCAAACUUCGAGAAAAAUGGGAACAAUAAAAGCAGACAUAAUAGAAAGUGCGAAACCUGGGACGAGUAGACCUAACAGUUGUAUGAGGAACGGGACACUCACAUUCCACAUUUACUACCAUAAUAGUGUUUAUAAGAUAAAUAUGCCCGAGUCGUCUACUUUGGAGGACCUUAAGCAGCUUAUAUGGCAACAAACAAGUGUAGCACCCUGUCAACAGCAUCUUCGCGGUUGGAUGAAGGAACCACGAACACAAAAUACGUCAUUGGGAACAUUAGAUCUGCCUAGAGAAAACAUAUUGUAUAUGUCAUCGUUACCGCAGGAUUGCGAUCUAGCUCGUGAGACCGUGAGCUUAUCGGGUCGUAUGACUCAGACUUACACAUUGAAUGUAAAGGAUGAAGUACAUAAUAAAACGUACAAGCUGAAGUUUCCUGGCACACAUACUGUGUUAGAAGUAAAGACAGACGUCUACUCGUUAAUAGACGUGCCUGUACGAAAUCAACAGUGGAAAGGUUGGCCUAGCACGCUAAAAGAUGAUACUGUAGUAUUGGCGCAAAGUGGAAUCUGUUAUCCGGAACAUGAUUUGUCUGUCGGAAAGCUCCCAGCUAAGGAAGAAAAGAAGAAAGUUGUAAAUCUAGUCGACAGCGACAGUUCCAUCGAUGAACCUGAAGACGUGGAGGAAUUGGAAGAUAUUACCGAAUCGUUUAAUGUCGAGGAUGACAUCUUCAUAGACGAUGUUAAAUCCACUAAAGUAGAGCGUCUCAUGCCAGAAAAUGUUAUGGAUGAGAUGAUGGGUACGUUACAUUUUGCGGAACAAUUCGAGAAACGAUACGGACCGGCGCAUCCGGAAUUCUUUGCCGGUACAUUCGAGGAUGCACUGAAGGAAUCGUGUCUGAAACCGGCGAAAGAGAGAAAAUUAUUGGCUGUAUAUUUGCACCACGAUAACAGCGUAUUAGCAAAUGUUUUUUGUACUCAACUGUUAGGCUUCGAAACGGUGCUCCAACUUCUUUCAGCGAAUUUUAUAGUGUGGGGUUGGGAUAUCACAUUUGAAUCUAACAAAGAAAGAUUUCUCUAUUCUGUGACUCAAACUCUUGGUACUGUUGGUUCAUUGGCUGUGACAAGCAUAGACGUUGAUACUUUGCCAGCUCUCAUGAUCAUCAUGAGAUCUAGAUCUAACACAGAAAUAUUUACAAUUGUACAUGGCAAUGUGGGAGUUAACGAGUUACUGACAAACUUGGUGCAGGCUGUUGAUGUAUUCCAGGAACAAAGACGGGCUGAUAUUGGCGUUGAAGAAGAACGUCAAGCUAGAGAAAGAGUCAAACAGGAACAAGAUAGAGCGUAUCAAGAAAGCUUGGCAGCCGACAGAGCGAAAGAGGAAGCGAAGCAAAUGCAAGAACAACUUGAGAAAAAAAUGAAAGAACAAGCCGAAAACGAGAGGCUAGCUGAGAAAGCGAGAAAAGAGGCUCAUAGACAAGCUGUAGAAUCCAGCUUACCACCCGAGCCGCAACAAGAAGCGGGUGACGGCGUGAUGAAAGUAAAAGUACGCUUGCCAGCUGGAAAAUUCCUGGAACGUAAAUUUCAGUCAGACACACCGCUACAGACGCUUCUUAAUUUCCUAAUUGUGGAGGGUUAUCCAACAGAGGAAUAUAAACUCUUGUCUAGUUGGCCUCGAAGGGAUGUAAGUAGAUGAUUUAACAUCCAUGGACUCGAAGCUUACCCUAAUGGAACUCAAGUUCUGUCCGCAAGAAACAGUAAUUCUAGAGGAACGAUAAAGAAUAUGUUAUGUAAUUAAAUUCAAAUGUAGAAAUUAAGUAUCGCGUUACUCUACAACUGUAUUUAUUUAACAAUCUCAAGAUAGUCAGCAAUUAUAUUGAGUUGUUUAUCUUACAAUUAGAUUUUUACGCUAAACUUAUUCCAUACAAUUAAAUCGUAUGUCGAAUGUAAUUUUAUUUUAUAAAAGAGAGGAAAAGGAGACAGCUCUUUUCACACGUACGUAUAUUAUACACUUUAAAUUUCCAGAAAUAAAUUGGAUGCUGAGAAAAAUUACGAUACAAAAUUUAUUGAGAUGUUGCGACGCGCAAUUUGUACAAGAUAAUGGACUGUUUAGGAUCGACGACUCCGGGCUGUCUCCACAUA
This is a messenger RNA of Harpegnathos saltator (Jerdon's jumping ant), 2502 nucleotides long. It is a transcript of the gene casp, whose product is annotated as Fas associated factor casp. Gene Ontology annotation, cellular component: endoplasmic reticulum; nucleus. Bases 137 to 2056 code for a protein of 639 amino acids. Gene Ontology annotation, molecular function: ubiquitin binding. The record is from RefSeq and is a predicted model, not a curated record. NCBI's taxonomy places the organism in Eukaryota, Metazoa, Arthropoda, Insecta, Hymenoptera, Formicidae. Gene Ontology annotation, biological process: ERAD pathway. The transcript has 12 exons.